Molecule: messenger RNA, 1503 nt
Organism: Hyla sarda
Lineage: Eukaryota; Metazoa; Chordata; Amphibia; Anura; Hylidae
Product: cytochrome P450 2D17-like
Exons: 9
Coding region: 1-1503 (500 amino acids)
Biological process (GO): arachidonate metabolic process; xenobiotic metabolic process
Cellular component (GO): intracellular membrane-bounded organelle; cytoplasm
Molecular function (GO): heme binding; iron ion binding; oxidoreductase activity, acting on paired donors, with incorporation or reduction of molecular oxygen, reduced flavin or flavoprotein as one donor, and incorporation of one atom of oxygen
Source: RefSeq, a predicted model, not a curated record
AUGGUUGAGUUCCUUUCCCUCAUGCUUUCCAAUGUAUUUUUACUCCUCAUUUCUUUCAUUAUUUGCCUUUUCCUAUUGGACUUUGUGAAGAGCAGGAAGAAUGGAUCGCAGUUUCCACCGGGUCCUAAAGGCGUUCCAUUUCUUGGUAACAUUCUGCAGGUCAACUUCAGAAACCCAACAAAAUCAUUGCACCAGUUGAGAAAAGAGUUUGGGGAUGUAUAUAGUUUGCAGUACUUCUGGAAUAAAACCGUGGUGCUGAAUGGAUUUGAAUUGAUAAAGGAAGCUCUGAUCAACAGGUCGGAGGACAUCGCAGAUCGACCUCGAUUUCCUAUCUAUGAAAAAAUAGGAUAUGUUGGAGACACCAAAGGCAUAAUAAUUGCCCAAUAUGGAAGCUCAUGGAAAGAGCAUAGAAGGUUUACAAUGUCAACACUUAGAAACUUUGGGAUGGGCAAGAAAUCUCUUGAGGAAAGGGUGGCAGAAGAAGCGCAGUGUCUGUGUUCUGCAUUCAAAGCCCAGAAAGAUCAAUUUAAUCCACAUUACCUUAUAAACAAUGCUGUUGCCAAUGUAAUUUUAUCCAUUGCAUUUGGGGAUCGGUGUAAUUAUGAUGAUGCAGAAUUCCAACGACUUUUAUAUCUCUCAAGUGAGGGCUUGAAAGGCAAAUCUGGACUCCUGAGCCAGAUCCUAAAUGAAAUUCCUUUUCUAAUGAACAUCCCGUGGCUUAUUGAUCCUGUGAUGCAGGCCGAUUAUGAAGUGAUUACAUUUUUUAAGGAAAAAGUUUCAGAGCAUCAGAAAACUUGGAAUCCUAACUACACCCGUGAUUUUACUGAUGCUUAUCUGGUGGAGAUGGAAAAAGUGAAAGAAGACAGUGGGAGUAGUUUAAAUGAGGGAAACCUGCUUAUGACAAUAUAUGAUCUGUUUAUGGCUGGGACAGAAACUACAAGUACCACCCUGAGGUGGGCUCUGUUGUAUAUGAUCCUCUACCCAGAUGUCCAGUCCAAAGUUCAAGAAGAAAUUGAUGAAGUAAUUGGAAGAGAACGGACCCCAACAAUGGGGGAUAUGCUACAAAUGCCAUAUACUAAUGCUGUGAUCCAUGAAGUACAACGAUGUGGAGAUGUUAUCCCCUUGCCUGUGCAUAUGACCUACAAAGAUAUAGAAAUUAAAGGUUACAUUAUACCAAAGGGCACCACUGUCAUCGCCAACCUGUCCUCUGUGCUCAAGGAUCAGAAAGUAUGGGAGAAACCUUUCCAGUUUUACCCAAUGCACUUCCUGGAUGAGAACGGAAAGUUUGUAAAACGAGAAGUAUUUAUUCCAUUUUCUGCAGGUCGGAGGUCUUGCUUGGGAGAACAACUUGCCAGAAUGGAACUCUUCCUGUUUUUUACCACUUUAUUACAGCAACUUACAUUUGAGAUACCAAAUGACCAACCUUGUCCAAGAGAAGAUCCUCUCUAUAAAUUUUUUCUAUCUCCAUAUCCCUACAAUAUUCAUGUAGUAGCUAGGGUCUGA